AUGAAGUUUUUGACCACCAAUUUCGUAAAAUGUGCUAUAAAGACGUGUGACUCUUCUUUAGAGGCCUUUCCGUUGCAAUACUCUGAAUGUGAGCUUGUUCAAGAAGAACAAGAAUUUAACCCAGAAUUCAUAUGCCACAUGCUUGACAGGUUAGACUGGCAGGCAGUAAUUAAGGUAGCAAAGGACUUAGGAAACACCUCUUUGCCCCCAAACAAACCUGAAGACAUAGACCCCAUUAUGGAAGACAGCCAGGCGAUUUUAAGGGAUUUGCAUACUUUGUUGGUGGAAACUAGAAUUGUAGAAGGUAAGAUGAUUUGUAGAAACUGUGAGCAUAUUUAUUAUAUCAAGAAUUCCAUUCCAAAUUUCCUUUUACCGCCACAUUUAUGUUAG
This is a messenger RNA of Dujonia railenensis, 390 nucleotides long. The record is from the annotation of a GenBank genome assembly. Lineage: Eukaryota; Fungi; Ascomycota; Pichiomycetes; Serinales; Debaryomycetaceae.